Balaenoptera ricei (Rice's whale) is the source of this 2419-nucleotide messenger RNA. It is a transcript of the gene MSRB3, whose product is annotated as methionine sulfoxide reductase B3. Gene Ontology annotation, biological process: response to oxidative stress; protein repair. Lineage: Eukaryota; Metazoa; Chordata; Mammalia; Artiodactyla; Balaenopteridae. Gene Ontology annotation, cellular component: cytoplasm. Bases 137 to 871 code for a protein of 244 amino acids. The record is from RefSeq and is a predicted model, not a curated record. Gene Ontology annotation, molecular function: peptide-methionine (R)-S-oxide reductase activity. The transcript is spliced from 8 exons.
CGGACCCUCCCGCGCCCCCUCUCGCUCUGCGUCUGCUUCAGCCUCUGCCUGGCCGCGGCCGCGGCCCGGGAAGCCGCUCAGUCGGCUCUUGCCCCUGUUCUUUGCCUCUCGUUUUGUUGGUGAAGAUAUCACAGUGAUGUCUGCAUUCAACCUGCUGCAUUUGGUGACAAAGAGCCAGCCAGUAGCCCUGCGAGCCUGUGGGCUUCCCUCAGGGUCAUGUAGGGAUAAAAAGAGCUGUAAGGUGGUCUUUUCCCAGCAGGAACUGAGGAAGCGGCUAACACCCCAGCAGUACCAUGUCACUCAGGAGAAAGGGACCGAAAGUGCCUUCGAAGGAGAAUAUACACAUCACAAAGAUCCUGGAAUGUAUAAAUGUGUUGUUUGUGGAACUCCAUUGUUCAAGUGCUGUGCCCAGUGCUGGGAACAUGAAGAUGGGCGAGACCUUGCAUGCACCCUGCUGGGCUUAGUGUCAGUGCCACAUGGUGUGGGGAUUGCCGUGCCAGGCCCACACUGUGGAGUAACUGAAGGCGAGCGAGGAGCUCUAAGAGGCGAAGGGGCCAGCAAGUUGCUGCCAGGAUUGAGGUCAGAAACCAAAUUUGACUCUGGUUCAGGUUGGCCUUCAUUCCACGAUGUGAUCAGUUCUGAUGCAGUCACAUUCACAGACGACUUUUCCUAUGGGAUGCACAGGGUGGAAACCAGCUGCUCUCAGUGCGGUGCUCACCUCGGGCACAUUUUUGACGACGGACCUCGUCCAACUGGCAAAAGAUACUGCAUAAACUCUGCGUCCUUGUCUUUCACACCUGCAGAGAUCAGCGGCGCCAGUGGGGACAGCGCAGGGGGCAGCCCGGCCCAGGGCGACAAGAUGGAGCUGUAGAGGAGUUGAUGGAAACAAGUGUACUUAAUGCACAGCUUAUUAAAACGAAUUCGAGAGCAUCUAUCUCAGAUAUAUUUUUUCAAAAAUAGAAGAGCAAUUUUAUGCUAUUGAUAUUUUUCUUCUUUUGCUUAAACAGAGGCCCUGGCCAUCAAUGCAUUUUGCUAUUGACUAGAUCGGGAACUGUUUGUAACUUUAGUGAACCUCAGAGGUAGCUUUGUGAAACUUCUUCACAAGCCACUUACGUAGCAUUUGGCAUUACUACAUAGCUUCUUUGGAUUUUUUUUCUCCUUGCUUAAUAGGCAAAAGGUGCUUGGUCUUCAGACAUGAAAAUCAAGAUCUCCUCUGCAGUGCGGAGACCAGGGCUCGGUGGGGGGGGUGGGGGCAGGGUGUUGAGACACACGGCCUGGAGGCAUUUGUGCAGAUCCACCUAAGAUAAGGGUGGAGUGAUGUCUUGUGAGACUUCUCAGCUUUGGUGGAAAGUUUGGGCUGAGGUCCUUUAUUCUCCCAAAAAGGGCGUGAAGGUCUAAAGUCUUUCCUUAUAUUAAAUUGUUGCCAGAUCUGAGGGGGCACACUGAGUGUUGUGGCAGAGAAGCAAACAUGACCUCAUUGGUUAGGCCUUUAUUUUAUUUUUAUUUUUCGUUGAAAACAUUGGAAUGUAAGAUAACCGUAAAAUGUUGAGCCCUGUUUUGUCCAAAGUUCACAAAGAAGAGCACCUGCCAUUGCCUUCUGUAAGUCUGUCCCUCCACACCUCAUACCAGCUGCGGCUGGAAGGGCAUUUUGGUGAAUUCACUGUGUAAAAUAAAAUACUGGGAACAACACACUUCAUCAAGGCAGCAGAAGUAAGAGAGAGCAGAGAAGGCUGAGGAGGAAGCCUGGGUACUAGAUGUCCAGUGCUCUGAAGAAGAGCAAGUAAGGAACGGAGCCCAGAGGGGAGGGCGGGGGACCUGUGCACAGGGCAAGGUGACCUCUGGAAGGACAUUGGGGCUUAAAAUAGAAACAGCCAGGAGCUCGCAUCCCACCCUUGACACUAAUCUGCUGUGUGAGGAGGGACAAGCUGUCUAGCCUCUCCAUGCCUAUUCUUUAUGUAUAAACACGACUUAGAAUAUUUGCAAAAUAAUUGACACUCUCAGGGGAAAAUUACUAUAUUGCAAUACAAUGAAGAUCAGUGUUGUAAAAUUAAACUGAUCUGGUUCUAAUUGCCUCAAAGGCCGAAGCCCAGGCAUUUGAAAUGGAAAGAAGCAGAGAGGAGGGUGACUUAGCUGAUUGGUAUGGAAACAGUUGGGCCAAGAGCCAGAAAUUUUUCUCUGUAGCAGUAUGGCUGGUUUUACUCUAAGAAGCUCCGCUCAGUUGCCAUAUAACAUUUAGUCUGGUGGGAUGGAUGUCAUUGUGCACCGUAAGGUUUCUACAGCUCUGAGCAGUGGUGAUAUAUGUUGGUACUGCGGCCGCCAGGCGUGAAGGUAUGGUUUAUGACUGAUAUAUAUUGUGUUUGUAGCCUUGAAUGCUAAUCCUGAAGUGUAAUUUUUAAAAAAUAAAUUUUUUGUAAAUCUU